UUCUAUAUUUAAACUUUUUUUUUUUCUAAAUCUAAAACAGAUGAGAGACAAAAUAGAAAUGAAGAACUCUCUCAAGUCUCAACUCUCCUCUUUCUUUGCAUAUUUUUAAAACGUUGUAUCUUCCCUUGCUCAUUCUUCCUGCCUUUAGCUAGCCUAAAGAAAGAUAACAGCAUGAAGACAGUUUUUUUCCUCUAUUUCACCAUCUUUCUCUCUGUCCGCACCUCUCUUACUGUUACUGCUGCUCCUCCAAAUGACACAAGUGCUCUUACUCUCUUCCGCCUCCAAACUGACACUCACGGCAACCUCCUCUCCAACUGGACUGGCCAGGACGCCUGUGGUUUCCCCACCUCGUGGCUUGGCGUCGGAUGCUCCGCCUCCGGCCGUGUGGUUUCUCUCUCUUUGCCCUCUCUCUCACUUCGUGGGCCCAUCACUUCACUUUCUCUCCUUGACCAGCUUCGCCUCCUAGACCUCCAUAACAACCGCCUGAAUGGCACCAUUUCUCCACUCACAAACUGCACCCAUCUCAAGCUUCUCUACCUUGCUGGCAAUGACUUUUCAGGUGAAAUUCCACCCGAAAUCUCCUCUCUCAAGCGUCUCCUUCGUCUUGACUUGUCCGACAACAACAUACAUGGCAAGAUCCCCGGACAGUUGACCAAUUUGACCAAGCUGUUAACACUCCGCUUACAAAACAAUGAACUGUCCGGUCAAAUCCCUGAUUUUUCCACGUCAUUUCCAGAUUUAAAAGAGCUGAAUUUGUCCAAUAACGAGCUUUACGGACGGUUACCAGAUAACCUACUGAAGAAAUACAGCGACCGAAGCUUUUCUGGCAAUGAAGGUCUGUGCGGGUCCAGCCCAUUGCCAGUGUGUUCCUUCACAGGCAAUGAACAACCAGUCGAUUCAGAUGAAACAGUACCAUCUAAUCCUAGCUCUAUGCCUCAAACCCCACUCCUUGGCAAAGAUAAAUCUCACUUACAUAAAGGACUAAGCCCUGGUGCUAUAGUGGCAAUUGUGAUGGCAAAUUGUGUAACAUUACUGGUUGUGAUUUCUUUUUUAGUUGCGUAUUACUGUGGUAGAGAUAGAAGUAGUAGUGCAAGUUCAAAAGCGGGUAGUGAGAGUGGAAAGAGGAGGAAGAGUGGGAGUAGUUAUGGGAGUGAAAAGAGAGUGUAUGCAAACGAGGGUGGAGAUAGUGAUGGGACUAAUGCUACAGACAGGAGUAAGCUAGUGUUCUUUGACAGGAAGAAGCAGUUUGAACUUGAGGACCUAUUGCGUGCGUCGGCAGAGAUGCUUGGGAAAGGGAGCUUGGGGACUGUAUAUAAGGCGGUGCUCGAUGAUGGUUGUACAGUGGCUGUCAAGAGGUUGAAGGAUGCAAACCCUUGUGCUAGGAAGGAGUUUGAACAGUAUAUGGAUGUGAUUGGGAAACUUAAGCACCCAAAUAUUGUGAGACUUGCAGCUUACUAUUAUGCCAAGGAAGAGAAGCUUCUCGUUUAUGAUUAUCUUCCUAAUGGGAGUCUCUACUCACUUCUUCAUGGGAAUCGAGGUCCAGGGAGGAUUCCUCUAGAUUGGACUACAAGAAUCAGCUUGGUGUUGGGAGCGGCUAGAGGAUUGGCAAAGAUACAUGAAGAAUAUAGUGCAUCAAAAAUCCCCCAUGGGAACGUGAAAUCUUCCAAUGUGCUCCUUGACAAGAAUGGUGUUGCUUGCAUUUCUGAUUUCGGGUUGUCUCUACUUUUGAACCCAGUCCAUGCCAUUGCAAGACUGGGAGGAUACAGGGCUCCAGAGCAAGCAGAAAUCAAGAGGCUCUCUCAGAAGGCGGAUGUGUAUAGUUUUGGGGUCUUGUUGUUGGAAGUUCUUACAGGCAGAACUCCUUCGGAGUACCCCUCGCCAACACGCCCACGCAUUGAAGACGAGGAGCAAGCAGUAGAUCUUCCUAAGUGGGUGAGAUCAGUCGUUAAGGAAGAGUGGACAUCAGAAGUAUUUGAUCAAGAACUCUUGAGGUAUAAGAACAUUGAAGAAGAACUUGUAUCAAUGCUUCACGUGGGGUUGGCUUGUGUGUUUCCACAACCUGAAAAGAGGCCUACAAUGGCAGAAGUGGCUAAGAUGAUUGAAGACAUUAGGGUGGAGCAGUCUCCUCUGGGGGAGGACUACGAUGAAUCUCGCAAUUCGCUGUCACCUUCCCUCGCAACCACUGAAGAUGGGAUGGCGGGGUAUUGAUGUUCCAUUGCCUAAAACUAGCAAGUGUCGAUUGCUUAAAUUUCUUUGUUGUCCUAUCCUCUGUUUCAUUUGCAGGCAGUAUCUCCUUGUUGCUGGCUUUUCAUAAGACCCUGAGAUUGUAUCAUUUUUCUUUGUAAGAUUUGUAGUCCUUAAUGCCUUGCAUUUUAUCGCUGUUGCAGGUGGGAGGAUUUAAUAUCUCUUGCACCUGUCUGUGAACAAUAUAGUUCUUCCUAGUCUUCUUUAAUGUAAAAUUUAGUUUUCGGCGUUUAAA
This is a messenger RNA of Populus trichocarpa (black cottonwood), 2479 nucleotides long. RefSeq names its product leucine-rich repeat receptor-like protein kinase PXC1. The transcript has 2 exons. Lineage: Eukaryota; Viridiplantae; Streptophyta; Magnoliopsida; Malpighiales; Salicaceae. Gene Ontology annotation, biological process: protein phosphorylation. The record is from RefSeq and is a predicted model, not a curated record. Bases 172 to 2208 code for a protein of 678 amino acids. Gene Ontology annotation, molecular function: protein binding; protein kinase activity; ATP binding.